GGGACCCUAGCUGGAAACCAUGGAGCGGUGAUGCGGCGGUGUCCCUGUUUGCCGCGUGUGCUGCUGGGCUUCUCUACCGGCUGUGUUAAUGGCCUCCCGCUUUGUUCAGGCUUUUCUGCUCCUGUAGACGCUGCACCCACACCUGCUGCCUGGGUCGGACCGGAGCGCGGAGGCAGUCGUGACCUUUCUUCCCUUCUAGGAACUCUGCAUCCCUCUCCCACCCUCUGGAAACUUCCCUUCACUACCUUUUCCCAGACCAGGAAGCCCUGAACCUUUGAAUUUGGUUUUCAGAGCCCACUCUCUGGGCUCCUGACAUUUAUUUUUCAUCUACCCUGAGACAACUCGCCAGCUCCCUCCAUCCCCGUUUUUUUCACUUUCCUGCGGCGUCCUAGUGGUGGGCAUCUCCCUCUUCAGGGAGAGGGAAGCAUGGGGCCUGCAAGGGUCCUGGCGCCUCAGGAGGAGGCUGAAAGACGUGCUGCCCUUCCUGAUUCCUCAGCUGCUUCUCUGUAAUCAGCCGCCCUUUUGGAAAUCGGGCAGGGGUUGUGGCUGGAUGCACGUGUCGCGGACCGGUUGUCAGUGUACCAUACAGAAGUAACAUGUUCCCAGCGUUGGAAACAGAGCUAAAGCAGGAGACUCUUCCUGAUCCCUAUGAAGACUUUAUGUACCAUCACCUCCAGUACUAUGGCUACUUUAAAGCUAAGAGGGACAGUUUACCAGACUCUGCUACGCACCAGCGUGCUUGGAAGAAUAAUCCCCAACUCGUCUUGACUGGCUCUUUUGGGGAAAGAGAUUUGAUACCAGACCCCCUGCAAAAGAAGAAGCUUCUGUGGCCUACCUGUCUAUCUUCAACUCUGCACAGACAGAUAGAAGCUAUGAGUAGAGAUUCCUCUAUGCUGACUUCACACCUCAAGAGCAGACAGCUUCUUCAUAAUGAGUUUGGUGAAGCAAACCCACGUCUUCGAGAACCCCGAGAUCUCUUUGGCUUUUUCUCUGGUAGUGCGCCACUGCAGGCUCCAAGAUGGCCAAUAGAAUGUGAGGUCAUCAAGGAAAACAUUCGUCAUAUUGAGGGCGUUCCACCUCAACCAGAAUAUUUCUAUCAACCUACAGGAAAUGAAAAGAUACCAGAAAUUGUAGGAGAAGAAAAAGGCACAGUUGUCUAUCAGUUAGAUUCAGUGCCCACCGAAGGUUCCUGUUUCAGCAGCUCCAGAGUGGGAGGCAAACGAGGAGUUAUCAAGGAACUGGCUGUCACACUGCAAGGACCAGAUGAUGAUACUCUCCUGUUUGAAUCGAGGUUUGAGAGUGGGAAUCUGCAAAAAGCUGUCAGAGUAAACACCUAUGAGUAUGAACUCACCUUGCGAACUGACCUGUACACAAACAAACACACUCAGUGGUUUUAUUUUCGAGUUCAGAACACCAGAAAAGAUGCCACCUAUCGCUUCACCAUUGUCAACCUACUGAAACCCAAGAGCCUUUAUACUUUAGGGAUGAAGCCACUCAUGUACUCUCAGUUGGAUGCCAAUACCCACAACCUUGGCUGGAGGAGAGAAGGAAAAGAAAUCAAGUAUUACAAGAACCACAUGGGUGAUGGGCUGCAACCCUUUUACUGUCUCACGUGGACCGUUCAGUUUCCACACGACCAGGACACUUGCUUCUUUGCACACUUCUACCCAUACACAUACACUGAUUUGCAGUGCUACCUCCUGGCAGUGGCAAACAACCCCGUCCAGUCGCAGUUCUGCAAACUCCGAACUUUAUGCAGGAGCCUCGCAGGAAAUACCGUCUACCUGCUCACCAUCACCAACCCAUCCCAGACCCCUCAGGAGGCAGCUGCAAAGAAAGCCGUGGUCCUGAGCGCCAGGGUCCACCCUGGGGAAAGUAAUGGCUCCUGGGUCAUGAAAGGCUUUCUGGACUUCAUUCUUAGCAACUCCCCAGAUGCCGAGCUCCUCAGAGACAUCUUUGUCUUCAAAGUGAUUCCCAUGUUAAAUCCAGACGGAGUGAUUGUGGGGAAUUACCGCUGUUCAUUGGCUGGAAGGGACUUGAACAGGCAUUAUAAAACCAUUCUGAAGGAGUCUUUCCCUUGCAUCUGGUACACCAGGAACAUGAUCCAGAGACUUCUUGAAGAAAGGGAGGUUCUCUUGUACUGUGAUUUUCAUGGCCACAGCCGUAAGAAUAAUAUCUUCCUGUACGGCUGUAAUAACAACGAUCGCAAGUACUGGCUUCAUGAGCGAGUCUUUCCUUUAAUGUUAAGCAAAAAUGCACCAGAUAAGUUCUCUUUUCCUAGUUGUAAUUUUAAGAUCCAAAAGAGCAAAGAAGGAACAGGACGUGUUGUGAUGUGGCGGAUGGGAAUCCUAAACAGCUACACCAUGGAAUCUACCUUUGGCGGGUCCACCCUGGGCAGUAAAAGACACACUCACUUUACCACUGAGGAUCUGAAGUCCCUAGGUUAUCAUGUCUGUGACACCCUUCUGGAUUUCUGUGAUCCUGACCAAACCAAGUUCACACAGUGUCUAGCAGAGCUUAAAGAACUCUUACAACAGGAAAUCCAUAAAAAGUUCAGUGAACUUGGACAAGAUAUGGAUUUAGAAGGAAGUUGGAAUGAUAUCUCUUUGUCUGAUAUUGAAUCCAGCACCAGUGGUUCUGACAGCUCCCUCUCAGACGGUCUUCCUGUUCAUCUCCUGAGCAUAGCACAUGAGUUGAAUCAGAAGAAGAUGUAUAAGAAGAAAAAAAAGAAGCCACUUCAGACUAGGAAACAGCGAAAUGAACAGUAUCAGAAAAAUAAUCUGAUACAGGAGUUCAAGUCAACAGAAUAUUCCCCAGAAAGGGCAGAAAUUGCUUCUACUCUGCAAAAGCAGCCUACCUUUUUAAAAAAUUCAGGGAAUACCAGUUCUUCAACAAUAAAAGAUGAAAAGCCAAGGAUGAAUGAGUUAAAUGGAAGACACAAAGGCACCUCCUUGGACCCACCAAAAAUGACCACCAAAAUGACCACCUCAAUUCUGACUAAGAAUAAAGAGAGAAUGCAGAGAAAGAAGCCAAGAUUUACAGUAUCAUGCUCUCCAAAGAGAAGCACAAAUACCAGCCAGGAGCCAGCUCCAGAUAUGAAGCCAAACUGGUCCAGGAACACAUUUCCUGCCACACACAGAGGCGGCGCCAACGUGGUGUCAUACCCCUCCUUGCACAUAUACACAUACCCGUAGGGUGCCUGGGCCACCCCACACAGAUGUUUCUUUGACAUGUCUUGAGUUAAAUAUAUUGUAUAGCAAGGGGAGUAGUGUGACUGGAGACUACGAUCAUUUGUGGUACACUCUUGUGCGUUCAUCAUGCGCUGACAUUACACUAGGUGCUCACUCUGUGUGCAUGUCUUCAAGAUGCAUACUUCACAAAUUGCUUUUUCACAAAAUGAAAUUUUAUUAUGAUGUAUAGAAAAGCUUUCUUUAUCAGAAAUUGAAGUAUGUGCUUAUGGCACUACAGCACAGAUAUACCUCAUUUUAACCAAUAGAUAUUCUCUCUAAAAUUAUAUGCAAAUCCACUUUAAAAUAUCAAAGUCUGUUUGAAACAUAUUCUGGAAAUGUGUGCUAUGUUCAAAAUGUCUGUGUCAGAGCUCUUAAAUGAUGAAUGAUCUGUCAGACUGUGGUAUGUCAGGUCUUCUCAGGGUGAGGAGUUCCCACAUACGCAAAAUAAUUCAUUUGUUACCCGGAAGUUAAUGUUGCGUAUAUUAUAUUCAACAAAGUUAUGUAAGUU
Molecule: messenger RNA, 3738 nt
Organism: Rhinolophus ferrumequinum (greater horseshoe bat)
Lineage: Eukaryota; Metazoa; Chordata; Mammalia; Chiroptera; Rhinolophidae
Gene: AGBL2
Product: AGBL carboxypeptidase 2
Exons: 18
Coding region: 597-3194 (865 amino acids)
Biological process (GO): proteolysis
Molecular function (GO): zinc ion binding; metallocarboxypeptidase activity
Source: RefSeq, a predicted model, not a curated record